Suillus plorans is the source of this 693-nucleotide messenger RNA. RefSeq lists its product as uncharacterized. Lineage: Eukaryota; Fungi; Basidiomycota; Agaricomycetes; Boletales; Suillaceae. The coding region runs from base 1 to 693 and encodes 230 amino acids. Gene Ontology annotation, molecular function: L-glutamate gamma-semialdehyde dehydrogenase (NAD+) activity. The transcript is spliced from 8 exons. The record is from RefSeq and is a predicted model, not a curated record. Gene Ontology annotation, cellular component: mitochondrial matrix.
AUGCGUACCAAAUGUUUGUUUGACGUCCAGUUACAAUUAAGUUGUACCCUCAACGUUAAGUCGGGAUACCUUGGGCUUGUCAAAGAAGAUAUCAUAAAACACCUUGCAACUGAAUUGAAUGUUCCGGACCAUCAGACGUCUCAUGAGCUAUCACGAGUGUUGGACCGAGGACGUGAGGCCAGUUCGUGUCACGGUGCUCUACAGGAACGAAACCCGAACGACAGUGUCUAUACCGGUAUAGAAGAUCCAGUGGUAUUAUAUGGGUCGCGUCAUCCUAGCGGGGUCACCUGGGUCAACAAAGCCAAGGAUGAGGGAGGGGAUGUUCUUAUCAGAGGCACCGGUGAUGACUCCAAGGGCUACUUCAUGCAGCCUACCAUCAUUCUAACCAAAGAUCCCGAAUCAAUCACCAUGAAAGAAGAUAUUUGGUCCUGUCAUCGCUGUAAUGGUUUUUUGUUCGAAAAUACGGUUUAUGUAUACGACGACACAAAUUAUGAGAAGACUCUGGAACUCAUCAAUAACACCUUGCCUUAUGCACUGAUUGGCUCUAUGCGAGUCGCACUUCAGAUCUCUGCGAUGCACCGCAAAGCCCUUCUGACUCCCACAAACAAGCUCCGCAACACUGCUGGCAACGUCUAUUACCACGAGGAAUGCGCUGGUGCGGUCGUGGGUCAACAACCCUUUGGAGGAGGAUGA